ACCCAACCAAUCAAUCAGUUAUUUUUUUAUUCCCAUUGUGAUCGGUCACUAAACCCAGGAGGCCAGUUAGAAAUAUAUAUAUAUAUCCCUCCUUGACUUUCUUAUUCUGUAAAAUAAGAACUUUAUCAACUUCCACUUGCAAGUAAGAGUUGCCAAAUGUCCUCUUCACUUCAGUUUGCUACUCAAACGAGGUAAUGGCAGUGUUCCCUUUGGUAGCAUAGUAAAUCGUUUUACCCAAUUGAAAGUAUACCGGAAGGAUGCCCUCGGCAGUGCAGCACUAAUCGGUUUGACUAGAUGGAAUACAGCUACCGGAAUCUGUUCCUGAUGGUGAUUCUCAGACAUUCUCCUGGAGCAACUGUGAAGGCAUAGUUGUAGCUGUAUGCCAUAUUUAAAAAAGUUGCUGCCCAAUCAAGUCAUUUGAAUCCCAUGGAAGUAAAUGGCUAUUCAUUUUGAGGUGCUUUGAAAACUAAACUUGAUAUAAAUCAUUGGGUAUGCAGUAAACUCAAACACAGCUGUGCUAAAACAUAACAAAAGCCUGCCAACAUGUCCAGUGUGAAGACAAAGUGUAGACCCACGCAGCUGGCCCUCUCCUCAGGGCCCGGGGACAGUAACGGUAACUCAGUGGCCUGUCUCGGGACCUCCUCCCUGGACUCUCUGAGGAGCCUGAGUGAUAGAGACUCCUCCAGUGCCCCUGACAUGGAGUGUUGCCUGAUUGAGGGCUCCCCGUCCCCGGCCAACCACCACACAGACCACCUCAAUUGCACAUGUACAGCUAACACACCAAUAAACGGUAACCUCAAACUUGGCUCACCUCCAGAGAAUAGCUCCCUCGACCUCAUCACAUUACCUGAGAAUAGCACCUGCACUGUCCUCUCACCUGCAGUGACUGUACCUGGUGAGGGGGAUAUUUUGGAACCUGUCCAAACAUCUGUCUCCAGCUGUGUCAACACCAGCCUGGACAACUGGAACGGGAAUAUCACUCUGGUGAUCACCAGCCUGCAGGGACACCAUGGUGACAACCAGAGUGACUGGGGGAGUACUACAUCGUCUGGUGACAGGAGUGUUGCUGCCUCUCCUGAAUUGGCCUCUCCUGAGGGGGAAGAGAGCUCCAGCUCUGUGUCGCUCCGUGGCUCCAGUGAGAACAACUGCUCCAUCGGCUCAGGAGAGAUGGUGAUGAGGUGGAACAGCUUCUGUCUGGAGGAGGCUGACACUCUCACUGUGUCUCUGUCUCUGGUGGAGCUGUCCACCAGUUCCUCUGCCCAUGGCUCCCCUGCCCUGCCUGCUGACCUGGGCCAUGGCCUGCUGUCAUUGUCCACCACCACCACCCUGCCUGACGUCUGUGACAGGCUUCUGGAGAACAGACCCACUGACACAUUCAAAGUAAAGGACAACCCAGGCCCUCAGUGCUGGGGCAUGACCUUUAUCCAGUCAGAUGACCAGGAUCUCCCUCCUGAGGGUGACGGCCUUGCACGGCCUUGGUCUCCUGUGGAUGUGGAUCCCUGUGAGGCAGAGGGUGUACACCAGGCCACCUUUCUGUGUGAGCCAACCCCGUCUGCUGCAUGUGGAGGUGCUUCCCCAGCCCCCAGCAGGCGGGCCAGCUCGGAUGCCUAUAUCAGUGGAGGAUCCACCGAGGGCAGGACCUUCAUGCUGCCAGCCUCAGAGGAGCUGGACCUUGACGGCCGUGCCCAGACCUCCACACCAGUGCAGUGUGCUGGGAACAAACCCCUGGACUUGCCCUCCCUAACGGAGUCCCCCUGCACUGGGGAACAAAGUCACACUGGUAGCCCUGUGGUCCAAACGGCUAUAGACCAGCGAGGGGCUGCCCCAAUGCUCGCAUCCCCAAAACACUGUUUGGUUGCCAGGCUUCCCCCAUCAUCAGCUAACAGAAUUAGCAAAGCAGAAAUCAAAAAGUUUCCCAAGCCAGAUUUCAGCAGAGUGAAACCCAAGAUCAUGUCGAGACCAGCUCAUCCGUUGACAUUGGGAAGCCCUGCACCCGCAAAGAAUAAGCCAGGGAAACCAGUCAACCAGCCCUGUCGUAAACCAUCUCAGGUGAACAGGAACACUCCAAUGAGAAACACUCCUAGUAAACUAGCCACAGUGGAAGAUGGCCGCCCGAGGGCUGCUGUGGCUGAGAAUGCAGUCCCUGAUUUCCAUGGAAUGACAUUUAUCCAGGCAGAUGACCAAGACCUCUCUUCGGCUGCUGGGUCUCACAUUGGUCCACUUGCUCUUAGUUUGACUGAGGAGGCAGAGUGUCGAGCAUCCCUGUGUGAUUCUGUCUCUGCUGCAUUUGAAAAUGUCCCACCAGUACCCAGCAGUCAGGCCACUAGUCGGGUCAGCUCAGAGGCCGAGCAUGUAGCUUCUAACUGUGGAGGAGGAUCCGCUCCAGUGCUGCCUGGAAACCAGACCUGUUUCCCAUCUCCCACAGAGUCACCCUCCACAGAACAGCGAGCUGACCCUGCACCAGCCCUGGCCAGUCCUGGCAAGGCUGGCAACAAGGAGGAAGUGCCACAGAGGAAGAGACCUGGCUCUGUCUCCUCAGCCUCCUCACCAUCCAAUCAGGCACCAGUGUCAGCACGGCGGUCCCGCUGCUGGUCUGAGAGUUCCUCCACUACAUCUAUACCACACAAGGAGUCCAGAGCCUCCCCUGGCGGCUCAGCUAGCUUCAUCAUCCCCAAGGCCCACGUCCACCUGGGACAGAGCCAGGCCAGACCAGCCAGCCACAACCGCACUGGCAGUGCCCACAACAAACCGCCUGAGACCAGGAAGGAAGCAGAAGAGCGAAGCAGCAAGGAGAUUAAGAAAUCCUGCCUUGUGACGGCCUCCUCUAAGACUGCGAUGGGAGCAACGGCAGCAGUAGGAGCUGCCUGUGACAGGUUUAAGAGUAGACUUGGAGCACGGCCAUCCCUCAACAGAGCCAGAGGAGCCCCAGCCUCAGCCCCUCAGGCUCUCCCUCCAGUAUCUAGGCAGAGGCAGGGAAGAGAUGUCUGCAGCAGUGCCUCUAGUGGGAUGUGUUCGCCACGGGCCAAACAUAGCACCACAGCAGGUCAUCAGAGGUCCCAGACAAAUGAGGGAGUGCCUGUUGGAACCUCCUCAGCCAGCGGCAGCACUAAGCCCCCAGUGACUGGUUCCAGACUCCCCCAGGCCUCUGGUCACACCCUGGCUGUGGGCUCCAGCCAGCUCUCUACUGCGGUCUCCUCCUCCAGACUGCCCUACAAGUCCCACGGUGUCCCCAAGAGCAUCCCUUCCAAGGCCAGUGUACACAAUGAGCACAGUGGCAGCACAGGAAAUGCACAAGUUUCUGCAGGAGCAGCCCAGGUGUCUGUGGGAAGACCAGCCUCAUGCAAGACCACAGUGUUAAAAGCUAGACUCCUCUCACACCCAGGGAGUAACAUAGGACCUGCAGGAUGCAAAACUACAGAGUCGACCAAUCGGGUGCCCUCAAGGUCCAGAGCCAGUCCUAUGAAAAGAACUGCUUCAUCAAGACUUCUUCGUCCUGCCGCUGUAUUACCUGUGGACAAGAACAGACCGAGGGCGACACCACGGAGCCACCCACAGCCUCAACAGCAGUCACCAGCGCCACUGCCGCCCCAGAGGGAUGGGCAUCCAGACCUGGUGCUGGCGGAGGGAAGAGCGGGGGGCAUGGAGAGCUACCGGGCACCGUGUGAGAGGAAGAACCAGAGCCUCCAUCAGCUCCAGGGACUCCUGGCCGCAAGUAACUGCAAAUUUGAGGCCAUUGUUGUGGUGCUGCAGCAGACCCUGGCAGAGCAUGAUGAGGUCAUUAAGCAGCGCAGGGACCUGUCCCAGGAACUGAUGACCUUGAAGGGAGAGCUCGUGAACUCGGCCCGCUCGUGUGAGUUGUUGGAGCGGGAGAAGGAUGAGGUGUGUAGGGCAUUGGAGGGCGUGCUCCAGACGAUGCAGGAGCAGCACCACACAGAGCUGGCCCAGCUGGAGGAGAGGCUCAGGGUGUUCUACCAGGCCGAGUGGGACAAGAUCCACCUGACCUACCAGGAGGAGGCAGACCGGUGCAAGGCCCUCAUGGAGCAGCAGAUGACGGAGUUGAGAACCAGCCACGAGGCUGUGACGUUAGAGCUGGAGGCCAGCAACUCUGAACAGAUCCAAGUGGUUAAACAGCAGUAUGAAGAGUCUCUAAAAGAGUUCCGUCAAGCUCAUGAGCGGGAGCUGCAGACAUUGGACAAAAAACUGAAGGAGGCUGAAGCCACUUUAUCUGGCCAGAUUCAGGAGCUCAUCGAGGAGAACACGACCCUGAACCACAGGAUAAAGGCAGAGGAGGACCAGAGGAGGGAGCUGGCUGAGAGAAGUCAGAAGGACUCCCACACCCUGUAUCUGGAACAGGAACUGGAGAGCCUCAAGGUAGUGCUGGAUAUCAAGAACAAACAGCUGCACCAACAGGACCACAAACUGAUGCAGAUGGCCAAAAUGACGGAGAAAAGUGUUAAGCUGGACGAAUGCCUUAAAAAAGUCCAGCAGGAGAAUGAGGAUCUGAAAGCCCGCAUGGACAGACAUGCUGCUCUGUCGAGACAACUGUCCACAGAGCAGGCGGUGCUGCAGGAGUCUCUCCAUAAGGAAUCAAAGGUGAACAAGCGUCUGUCUAUGGAGAAUGAGGAGCUCAUCUGGAAGCUGCACAAUGGGGACCCAAGCAGCCCCCACAAGCUGUCCCCCACCUCUCCCUCCCACCAUUCCCUCGGCCUCCAAUCACCUCGCAGCUCUGCCGUCUUCACCAGCCCCAUCCAAUCACCUCGCAGCUCUGCCGUCUUCUCCAGCCCUCCAGUCUCACCCAGAUAACAGCAGCCCACCGCUUCCAGGAAGCAGACUCUUUCUCUCCUCUGAUUGGACUGGGUCCAGGAAGCAGCCUCUCUCACUCCUUUCUGUUUGGACCGAGUCAACCCUCCGUACUUAAGAGCUAUAUUAGCUGGCCGGGAUUGCCGCAUGUCAUCCAGAGAUGGCUACAAUAUCCCUGAAUGGCUCUACUUUCUGUUGACACUUACUACAGAUCAAUGACUCUAUGAGAAAAGACUGUUGCACAGAAGCACUUACUGAGUGAGACCGCCUCUUGUUCUUUCUGCCUUGUCUGAUAUUAUAGGACAUCAGCCAUAGGGUUAGGGUUAUUAUAGGACAUCAGAGGGUUAGGGUUAUUAUAGGACAUCUCAGGACUAUAUAAUGAGACACUAUUUUUGUUACUCUUUCUCGUGGUCAGCAAAAGCGUGUUGCUGGUUUUCCCUCUGAAAAUGGGAAGGAGUGGUGCUGGUGGCCAAAGGCAGACCUGUGUGUUGACUGACCGGGAAUAUGCUCUGCUCCUGUCUGUCAUAAUAUUGCUAUGAGAAUCAGCACGGCUAGGAAUCCAAAAAUAACAUUGAAUCUCCCUUUGAUUUGGAAAUCAAACAUGAAUCCUGUAAUCUGUAUAUUAAUUGAUGAAAAUUAGGUAAACAUAAACCCUUGUACAACACACAGUACUCAAUAACAUUGUGUUCACUCCUCAUAGAUCAUUCAUGAAUGCUUUCACUGCAGGAACUUCGCUUUCAGUGAUGCAUGCACCACAUGCUACAUGCAAUUGUCUUCAUAAACUGGAUAUUAGCAAUCAUUUCCUGUGUUUUUAAAAGGUUAAUGGCGUUUCCAUGGUAAUUAAUGGGCGUCCUGCGCUUCCGAACUGUACUUUUUUUUUUCCUGUUAUUACCCGUCUACCGGUUAUAUAGACUUCUAACUGUUCAGUUCUACAGGUUAUAUAGACUUCUAACUGUUCAGUUCUACAGGUUAUAUAGACUUCUAACUGUUCAGUUCUACAGGUUAUAUAGACUUCUAACUGUUCAGUUCUACAGGUUAUAUAGACCUCUAACUGUUCAGUUCUACAGGUUAUAUAGACUUCUAACUGUUCAGUUCUACAGGUUAUAUAGACUUCUAACUGUUCGGUUCUACAGGUUAUAUAGACCUCUAACUGUUCAGUUCUACAGGUUAUAUAGACUUCUAACUGUUCAGUUCUACAGGUUAUAUAGACCUCUAACUGUUCAGUUAGGUUUCCUGAUGACUCAAAGCUGUGUUUUUAAUGUUCGUUGGUUUGUUUGACCAUGGGACCAAUUCAAAUAAAUGUUUGCAUGUUUGAUGACCUGUUAUCUAGCACCCCUCCCUCAUCCAAUCCUCCUACUACAGCUUUAAAAUGGGGGGUCUUUACAAAGAUGUCACUAAGGUUAAAAUGCAAGAAGAAGCUAAGCGUGAUGGACGUGUUUUGGAUAUGUCACAAAUUAGUACUUGUUUGGAUGUGGAGAUUACUGGUGUUGAAAAAACUGUUUAAUAUAUGCAAUUAAUAAAGUCCUAUUAUGAAAUCUAAAGCAGAUAUA
Molecule: messenger RNA, 6350 nt
Organism: Oncorhynchus mykiss (rainbow trout)
Lineage: Eukaryota; Metazoa; Chordata; Actinopteri; Salmoniformes; Salmonidae
Source: RefSeq, a predicted model, not a curated record